Blumeria graminis f. sp. triticale is the source of this 420-nucleotide messenger RNA. The record is from the annotation of a GenBank genome assembly. Lineage: Eukaryota; Fungi; Ascomycota; Leotiomycetes; Helotiales; Erysiphaceae.
AUGUCUAGCCAACCACUCCUACAAUCAGCCCCUGGCAAACGGAUAGCGCUCCCCACGCGGGUUGAACCCAAAGUCUUUUUUGCCAAUGAGCGGACCUUCCUAUCGUGGUUAAAUUUUUCUGUAAUACUUGGUGCACUAGCUGUGGGUAUGCUGAAUUUUGGCGACCGUACAUCCUUUAUUUCGGCCCUGGUUUUUAUGGCAGUGGCAGUUUGUGGAAUGGUUUAUGCUCUAUACACAUAUCAUUGGCGCGCAAAAUCUAUCCGGAAAAGAGGCCAGGCAGGCUUCGAUGACAAGAUCGGACCAACAGUACUUGCAGCAGCACUUAUAAUGGGAAUAGUCGUGAAUUUUCUUCUCCGCGUAAUAUCCAUGCGUAGGGAAGACAACUUGCAAAGAGGUGUCGUUGGACUUAGCCAAAGAUGA